GGCUAUUUUUCCAAGGAAGCGUUUGAAGAACUAAUGGACUGGGAGAAGGUCCGUUAUAAGAACAUAAAACGGAAUUAUGAAGCCAUGGUUGCCAUUGGAUUAGACGUACCAAAGCCCGAAUUUAUGACCAAUCGGAGCAGAAGGCGUCCAAUCCAAGUAUACGAAUCUAGCGAGUCAGAUGAGGAUUGGACACCUAAACUUCUGACAAAAAAUCCACAACGAUUCAAAAUCUUUAGGCCUUUUAAGAAUGAAAAUGGCAAGAAUUCCAAAAGAAAGCCUGUCAUAAAGGUAAGAACAGAACUUAUUCCCAGCAUAAAGGAGAAGUGAGAAUAUGCUUUUAUGAAUUAACAGAGUGUCUCUAC
This is a messenger RNA of Amblyraja radiata (thorny skate), 362 nucleotides long. RefSeq names its product probable histone-lysine N-methyltransferase PRDM7. NCBI's taxonomy places the organism in Eukaryota, Metazoa, Chordata, Chondrichthyes, Rajiformes, Rajidae. The coding region runs from base 34 to 327 and encodes 97 amino acids. The transcript is spliced from 3 exons. The record is from RefSeq and is a predicted model, not a curated record.